Messenger RNA from Echinococcus granulosus, 1383 nucleotides. RefSeq lists its product as hypothetical. The transcript has 3 exons. Gene Ontology annotation, molecular function: olfactory receptor binding. The record is from RefSeq and is a predicted model, not a curated record. Gene Ontology annotation, biological process: protein targeting to membrane; protein insertion into membrane. NCBI's taxonomy places the organism in Eukaryota, Metazoa, Platyhelminthes, Cestoda, Cyclophyllidea, Taeniidae. The coding region runs from base 1 to 1383 and encodes 460 amino acids.
AUGCGUGAUACUCACUGGAACCCGCGCUUCGUGCAGUUGAGCUUGGACCUGGCCGGACGGUUGCUGAGUGUCCGAGCCUCCUGUACUAGUCACUCUGUGGACUGCUGGCCAGAGGCACAAUUAACCCUCCUUACUCCUCCUGGUCAGAGUCCCACGACUACCUCCUUCCCAUCUUCCUCUCCUUCUGGGCGACAUCUGGCAACAUUCCACCUGCUCAAACACAUCCUCACCAACUCGGUGCCCCUAGAAGCUGUCUUUCAAACCACUCCUUUUACCGCGAUCACCGACACACCAAAUCUGGAUAACUGGCCACAGGUGCAACAGUACUUCUCUAGACUGCGCUCCCUCAUCUUCACUUCGCGAAGAGCUCCUCCACCACCACCCCCACCACCACCGCCUCCGUCGCUACCGCAGCCACCGCUGCCGUCCGCGGCUCUAUUUAAUCCCCUUACCCUGCAGCCGAGCACUACGUUACCGCUUCUCCUUCUAACUCAACCCAACCCGUGCUUCCUUCCCGCUUCGUCGACGCCCAUUCUAACAGCACCAACACCACCACUGCCGUUGACAGGCAAUUUACUGAUGGACAUUCUGGCUCUGACUUCACCCUCACCGCAGGUGCCACUCCAAAUGCCAGCUUUGCCUACGCCGCUGACCUUCCCACAAGCGACACUGCAGCAGAUUAUGUCUCCGGUGCCACCACAACUGCUCCACACGGCGAGCGAGCAGCAGACACAGAAAAACUGCUUUAAUCACCUCCAGGUGGUGUGCUUCAAAGAUGAGGCGAAGACACGAUUCAUGUGUUCGAAGUGCAGCAAGCAGUGGACCUCGAUGAAGGGCGCUAUCACCUUCGUGGUGAUAAUGUCGCAUCAGACAACGCCAACAAUGGAGGUGGCGGCGCCACAGGCGGCCAUGGAGGGAGCGACGUGGUCGUCGCAGGGAUGCGUCACCCUUCGGCCUGGCGCCAACGUUCUCCUCGAGCUCUUUCCUCAGGCCUGCGCUGAAUGCGCCCUUCACGGCGAGGUCCGUCUCUCCCCUCCCAAAUGGUACCCCGAGGAAGUCGACAAGGUGCUUCGCAACCUUUUUGUCAACAUUCACCGCACAUUUUACAAAAAUGUCAUCUUCUGGGAGCAGCAAUUUGACAGACGACGUCGUCCAGGCCAUCCCACCGGCCGGCAUGACAACACCAAGUGUCUCGCCUGUCUCAACGGCAUGUGCGUCAGUGCCAUUAGUCAGCCGCCCAGCCAAUCACAGGUCUUGAACGGAGAAUCGGCUAGUCAGAGCAACCAAUCAGAGUGCUCGCCGGCCUGCAAGCGACGAUUAAUUCCCCCGACGAAAAACAAUUUGAAACGCCUUGAAAACGUCUCAAGCAGCACCACCUUUUGA